Heteronotia binoei (common prickly gecko) is the source of this 2036-nucleotide messenger RNA. It is a transcript of the gene NPRL3, whose product is annotated as NPR3 like, GATOR1 complex subunit. Gene Ontology annotation, biological process: cellular response to amino acid starvation; negative regulation of TORC1 signaling; positive regulation of autophagy. The record is from RefSeq and is a predicted model, not a curated record. The coding region runs from base 50 to 1765 and encodes 571 amino acids. The transcript has 13 exons. NCBI's taxonomy places the organism in Eukaryota, Metazoa, Chordata, Lepidosauria, Squamata, Gekkonidae. Gene Ontology annotation, cellular component: GATOR1 complex.
CCCUUCCGAGCGGCGCGCGCCGUCUCCAUGGUGGCGGCCGGAGGGGAGGAUGGGGGAGAGCUCGAGCCCCAUCAGCGUCAUCCUGGUCAGCUCCGGCAGCCGCGGGAACAAGCUGCUCUUCCGCUUCCCCUUCCAGCGCGGCCCCGCCAGCCCCGCCGCCCACCCCGGGAAGCCCCGGAGCAGGUAUGCUGUGAGCAGUAUCGGUGACAUUGUGGAAGACCAGGAUGGAGACUCCAGGUUCUCAGACGUCAUCCUGGCCACGAUCCUGGCCACCAAAUCCGAAAUGUGCGGCAAGAAGUUUGAGCUGAAGAUUGACAAGGUGCGCUUUGUGGGGCACCCGACUCUACUGCAGCACGCCUUCGGGCAGAUCUCCAAGACAGACCCCUCCCCGAAGAGAGAGAUGCCCACCAUGAUCCUCUUCAACGUGGUGUUUGCCUUGAGGGCCACUGCUGACCCCUCGGUGAUCAGCUGCCUCCACAACCUCUCCCGCCGCAUCGCCAUUGUCCUGCAGCACGAAGAGCGCCGCUGCCAGUACCUCACCCGCGAGGCCAAGCUCAUCCUGGCCAUCCAAGACGAGGUGUCGGCCAUGUCCGAAACCACCGGCGGCCCACAGUCCCCCUUCCUCCACAUCCUGCCCAAAUGCAAGCUGGCCAGAGACCUGAAGGAAGCUUACGACAGCCUCUGCACGACCGGGGUGGUGCGCCUGCACAUCAACAACUGGCUGGAAGUGAGCUUCUGCCUGCCCCACAAAAUCCACAACGUCGCCUCCCACUUCAUCCCCCCGGAAGCCAUCGAGAGGAGCCUGAAAGCCAUUCGGCCAUACCACUCCUUGCUGCUGCUGAAGGAUGAGAAGAGCCUCCUGGCCGAGCUGCCCUUGGACUGCUCCCCGGCUCUGGUGCGCCUCAUCCGGACCACCUCGGCAGUGAAGAACCUCCAGCAGCUGGCCCAGGAUGUGGACCUCGCGCUGCUGCAGGUCUUCCAGCUGGCCGCGCACCUGGUUUACUGGGGCAAAGCCAUCAUCAUCUACCCGCUGUGCGAGAACAACGUCUACAUGCUCUCCCCCAACGCCAGCCUUUGCCUGUAUUCCCCUUUAGCCGAUGAAUUUUCCUGCCAGUUCCCUGGUCACGAUCUUCCUUCCGUCUUGUCCAAAUUCUCCUUGCCGGUUUGUUUGGCGGAAUUCAAGGACCCUCUUGCUCCACCCAUGCAGGAGACGCAGCUGAUCCAGAUGGUGGUUUGGAUGCUCCAGCACCGCCUCCUGAUCCAGCUGCACACGUUCGUCUGCCUGAUGGUGCCUCCCAAGGUGGAAGAGGAGGCCCAGCCCAAGGUGGAAGAGGUGCCCUUCACCGCCAGACUCGGCGGGGGCCGCAGCCUCAGCACCCCCAACGCCCUCAGCUUUGGAUCGCCAACCAGCAGCGAUGACCUGACGCUCACCAGCCCCAGUGUGGAGAACUCCAGCGCAGAGCUGCCCCCGGGGGGAGACUCCCCCGUCAACAAGCGCAUGACGGAGAAUCUCUUGACGAGUCUCUCCGAACACGAGCAGGAAGCCAUCCUCAGUGUUCCGGCAGCGCACAGCCCUGAGGAUCUCCGCAUGUUUGCAAGGCUGCUGCACUACUUCCGUGGGCGGCAUCACCUGGAGGAGAUCAUGUACAACGAAAACAUGCGCCGCUCCCACCUGCUCAUGCUCUUUGACAAGUUCCGCAGCGUGCUGGUGGUGACCAAUCACGAAGACCCCGUCAUCUCCGUCUUCCAGUCCCUCCAGCAGUGAGAAGGCCCCGCCCUCAGCAGUGCUCUGAAUGCUUGGCCCUCUCAGCUGGGGGCCAAAGAGGAAGGGGGCUGGCCCGGGCUGUCACCAGGGCAGCAAGUCAGACAUCUGCGCUCCGACUUUGCCCCAGAAGCAGCCGCUUCGGAAGGAACUGCCCUGUUGUGAAGGAGGAGACGGGUCUCUCUAGCCAGCAAAUGGGACUGACUCUCCCACAGCCCCAGGCAGCUGCUUCCACUCGACCAGUAAACGGAAAAAACAAGUCGUUUCAUAACAA